AUGGCCCAGAGCAGCGUCCCGAGCACGGCCCAGCUGGUCGCUGAGACCCGGCAGCGGUUCGAGGCGGAGUUCGUGACGGGCCGGCCCGAGCAGUACGACUCGCGCGACAUGGAGCGGCUGCGGCGCGACGACGGCUGGGUGGAGCGGUACCUGGCGUGGCGCCACCGCGCCGUGGGAGAGACGCUGAAGGCCAUCGACGAGAGCUUCCGGUGGCGGCGGGCCAUGCGCGUGCGCGACCUGGACGAGUCGAGCAUCCCGCGGCGGCUGCUGGAGGCGGGCAGCGUCUACCUGCACGGCUACGACCGCGAGGGCAACCGGCUGCUGUGGAUCCGCGCGCGGCUGCACGUCCGAGACCCGCGCAGCCUGGCCGACCAGCAGCGCCUGGUGGCGCUCUGGCUGGAGCGACACGCGCGCGCUGGCGGGCGCCUCACCGUCAUGUUCGACCUGUCGGACGCAGGCCUCGGCUGCCUCGACAUGGACUUCGUGCGCUUCCUCGUCAGCUGCUUCCGCGUCUACUACCCCGACGCCGUGUCCAAGGUGGUGGUCUUCGACCUGCCGUGGCUCAUGACGGCGGCCUUCAGGGUGGUGCGGUCCUGGCUGGGCGCCGAGGCGGCGGCGCUGCUGAAGCUGGCGGGCCGCAGCGACGUGCGCGCCUACGUGGGCGCCGAGUACCUGCCGCCGCACAUGGGCGGCACCGAUGCCUUCCGCUACAGCUACCCGCCGCCGGGCCACAGCGACGGACCCGCGCGGGACAUCGCCGGCGACGGGGACAGCGACAGCGACAGCGCGGGCACCUGGGCGAGCGCCGCCAGCCGGGCGCCUGAGGACAGCGACAGUGCCGAACCCUCGACGGACGCGCCCGAGAGCGCCGACCCCACGGCGGGCGCGCCGCCAAGCCCCCCGAGCGUGUUCAGGGGGCCACUGCUGCACGUCAGUCCGGGGGACGAGCUGCACUUCGGGGGCUCGGGCCCCGCGGAGGACACGCUGAUCACGCUGACCAACGUGACCCAGAACACGGUGGCCUUCCGGGUGCGGCCCACAGCGCCUGAGAAGUUCCUUGUCCGGCCCAGCAGCAGUAGCUGCGCGCCCGGCGCCUCCGUAGCCGUGGCCGUGUCCCCGCGCGGGGUGCUCACGGCCUCUGCCCACGAUCGCGUCCUCGUCACGGCCGCGGAGAUGGACCGGCCCUGCAGCACCGGCGCGCCGCCGCUGGGCCAGUUCUGGAAGGAGGUGCCGAGGAGCAAAGUGAUGGAGCACCGGCUGCGUUGCCACGUGACCGGGAGCCCCGGGCCUGGUGCGCCCCUGCCGCGGGAGCACCCCCGGAGUGCAGCCCCGCAGCCCUCCGCGGACAUGGCGCUGCAGCUCCGCCUCGUGCUGGAGAGCCACCUGCAGCUGCAGGGCCAGGUCCAGCGCUGCCUCUGGCUGCAGCAGCUGGGGCUCUCCGUGACCGUGCUCUCGCUUGCCUUCAUCAUCUCCUUCUUCUACCUGUUGUACAGUUAA
Messenger RNA from Sorex fumeus (smoky shrew), 1497 nucleotides. Its product is annotated as motile sperm domain-containing protein 2-like. NCBI's taxonomy places the organism in Eukaryota, Metazoa, Chordata, Mammalia, Eulipotyphla, Soricidae. Bases 1 to 1497 code for a protein of 498 amino acids. The record is from RefSeq and is a predicted model, not a curated record. The transcript has a single exon.